Molecule: messenger RNA, 588 nt
Organism: Cladophialophora psammophila CBS 110553
Lineage: Eukaryota; Fungi; Ascomycota; Eurotiomycetes; Chaetothyriales; Herpotrichiellaceae
Exons: 1
Biological process (GO): carotene catabolic process
Molecular function (GO): carotenoid dioxygenase activity
Source: RefSeq, a predicted model, not a curated record
GACGGUCGUAUGGCUAUCCUGAAUCCAAAGGCCGACUUUGUCCGAUGGAAAUUUGAUCCUAGGAUGCCGACCAACUCAGUUAUCGAGGAUCCGAAGGUGGUGAUGGAUGUCCCAUCUGAGAUGCCUCGCAUUGACGAACGCUUCAUGACCCACCAAUACGACACACUAUUCGCCAUUGUGGCAGUCCCUGGAAGUCCUGCUGACACGAAGUACUUCAUAUACAAUCGUCUAAACGGCGUCGCCAUGCACAACCACAAGACAGGCGAGACGCGGUACUUCUAUGCCGGAGACAAUGCUGUCUGUCAAGAACCAUGUUUCAUCCCUCGUAGCGAGGAUGCGCCUGAUGGUGACGGUUGGGUUAUGACCAUGGUCGACAGACAAGACAACAAAAAGAGUGAACUUGUUAUUCUGGAUACGAGGACUUUCGAAAGACCCAUUGCGGUUGUCCACAUGCCUAUGCAUGUCAAAUCACAGAUCCACGGAAAUUGGAUACCGUCGGCAGCAUUGAAAGCUCAUAAAAGUUUGGUCCGUGAAGUGACUGAACCGAUCAAAAUCAGCGGGAAAGGAGCUCUCGAACCACUGAGUUAG